AUGUCUGCUGCACUAUCUUACCGGAUUUACAAGAAUGCUCUUCUCCUGACUGCCUUCUUGACUGCCGCUCGGGCACAGCAAGUUGGCACUUCACAAGCCGAGGUUCAUCCAUCCUUGACCUGGUCGAAAUGUGUGAGCGGCGGAACCUGCACCUCGCAGACCGGCUCAGUUGUCAUCGAUGCCAACUGGCGCUGGGUCCACGACGUUGGUGGCUAUACCAACUGCUACACUGGCAAUGAAUGGGACGCAACAUACUGCCCCGACGAUGUUACUUGCGCGACCAACUGUGCCUUGGAAGGCGCCACAUACGAAGCUACCUACGGAGUCACCACGAGCGGUGACUCGCUCCGUCUGAACUUUGUUACCGACUCCACGCAGGCGAACAUCGGAUCGCGUCUGUACCUGAUGGAAGAUUCCACUACCUAUCAGAUGUUUGAUCUGUUGAACCAAGAGUUCACUUUCGAUGUCGAUGUCUCCAACCUUCCAUGUGGAUUGAACGGUGCCCUCUACUUCGUUGCCAUGGACUCCGAUGGUGGCAUGGCCCGAUUCCCGGCAAACAAGGCUGGAGCUGAGUAUGGAACCGGUUAUUGUGACUCUCAGUGUCCCCGAGACUUGAAGUUCAUUGACGGUGAAGCUAACUGCGAUGGCUGGGUGCCUUCCACCACUGACUCAAACUCUGGAAUUGGUAACCACGGUUCCUGCUGCGCGGAAAUGGAUAUCUGGGAGGCCAACUCCAUCUCCAAUGCGCUCACUCCUCACCCGUGUGAUACGCCCACUCAGACCAUGUGCGUUGAAGAUGCCUGCGGUGGUACUUACAGUACCGAUCGCUACGGCGGCACUUGCGAUCCUGAUGGAUGUGAUUUCAACCCUUACCGCAUGGGUAAUACUACAUUCUUCGGACCUGACAAGAUUGUCGAUACCACCUCCGUCUUCACUGUCGUGACUCAGUUCAUUACCGAUGAUGGCACUGCCACUGGUACCCUGAGUGAGAUCAAGCGCUUCUACGUUCAGGACGGAGUUGUGAUCCCCAACUCCGCCUCUACUAUCAGUGGUGUGACAGGUAACUCUAUUACCACGGAGUUCUGCACUGAGCAGAAGUCCGUCUUCGGAGAUGAGAAUGUUUUUACCACACACGGAGGUCUUGAGGGUGUCAGUGCCGGUCUCGCCGACGGUAUGGUCCUGGUUAUGAGUCUCUGGGAUGACCACUACGCCGAUAUGCUCUGGCUUGACAGCAUUUACCCGACAAACGACACCUCCACCACCCUCGGUGCUGCCCGUGGUACAUGCGACAUCUCAUCUGGAGCACCGGCUACCAUCGAAACUUCUGAUGCAAGCGCCUAUGUUAUCUACUCGAACAUUAAGGUCGGACCCAUCGGCUCCACCUUCUCGUCGGGCACCUCUAGUUCUAGCACUACUUCCAGCUCUAGUACUACCUCGAAGACCACUUCCACAUCUUCCAAGUCCACUACCAGCUCCACCUCGAGCAAGACUACCUCGACCUCGACCACUACUACCACGGCCGCCAGCUCUACCGGUGCUGCUCAUUACGCCCAGUGCGGUGGAACUGGAUGGACCGGUGCCACUACCUGCGUCAGUGGUUAUACCUGCACCUAUGAGAAUGCCUACUACUCCCAGUGCCUUUAG
Penicillium verhagenii is the source of this 1644-nucleotide messenger RNA. RefSeq names its product putative 1,4-beta-D-glucan-cellobiohydrolyase (gene cbhB). Lineage: Eukaryota; Fungi; Ascomycota; Eurotiomycetes; Eurotiales; Aspergillaceae. The record is from RefSeq and is a predicted model, not a curated record. Gene Ontology annotation, cellular component: extracellular region. Gene Ontology annotation, biological process: carbohydrate metabolic process. Gene Ontology annotation, molecular function: cellulose binding; hydrolase activity, hydrolyzing O-glycosyl compounds. The transcript has a single exon. The coding region runs from base 1 to 1644 and encodes 547 amino acids.